AUUACCGCCAUUUGCUUCCAUUUGCACUGGUGCACUGCACUCUACUUUUAACUUUUAACGAACAACGUGCAACCAUGAACAUGUUUCGUGUUUUAAUUUCCAAUCUUUUAUCUUUAUGAUUUUUUUAAAUUCUCCACAAUUUCAUAUUUCUAGAGGAUUACGUGAUUUGAAUUUGUUUUAUCAAGAUCAAAAAUCAUCAGAAUAAUGCCUUCUUUACUUAGUAAUGAUGCUCUGCCAAUAGUUCUCUUAUCAAGGUCGAUCGACCAAGGGAUGAAUCAUCAGACAGCUCGAUUGAUGAAAGAAAUGAAACAAGAAGAAGAAACACCUGGGACUACUUGUCAAAAAUUAGACGAAAUGCCAAGACUCAUCGUGAAAUUGGAACGCUGUGAUGCGCCUUCAAAUGGAAACGGCAGAGGCGGAAAGGACUCGACACAGAGCAAAAUAUCCAGCACGCUUUUGCCUGUCAAAGACGAACAUGAGACUGAUUGCAACCUUGUAAAGAAAACUGAAGAUGAUGACAGUAAUUCCCCAUCUCCAUCUCCAUCGAGUGAACCUGCUUCUGGCGAAGAAAAGCAAAAGAUGGAUCCACUUGAAUCGAAACAAUUGGGAGGAUUGGAGUCUGAUGAAGACGGCAAUAUUAGAAAAAGAAGGAGGAGAAAUAAUAAUAAUAAUAUUGUAUCGGAAUCUAAAGUCAAGUCUGUGAAACCAAAAAGAGUAGUGAAUCGUCCUGCGAAGUGCCCGGAGUGCCGUCAGCUGCUGGAAAAUGCGGACACAAUUGCUUAUUCGGGUCAUCCAAAUGGCUCCGUCGAGGAAUUCAUCGCUCUCACUGAUCCAAAGCUGUCACUAUUCACUGGCGAUGAAAACUUUGUCAGUGAACAGGACGAAAGGCCGCAACAUAAAAUCACGCACUACAGUGUUUAUGACAAACAAGGACAUUUAUGUGCAUUCGAUUCUGGACUCAUAGAGCGAAAUGUCGUUCUAUUCUUUUCUGGUUUCAUAAAAGCUAUCUAUGAAGAAAAUCCGGACCCUGCAGAGGGAGUGGCGGCACACGACAUCGGCCCCAUCGACCAGUGGUGGGUGGCCGGCUAUGACGGCGGUGAUAAGGCGCUGAUCGGCUUCUCGACGCCCUACGCCGACUAUUUCCUGAUGCAGCCCAGCCCAGCCUACCAGCCCAUUUUCGACACCAUCAAGGAGAAAAUAUUCAUGGCCAAGCUGGUCAUCGACUACCUCUUGCAUAACGACAAUCCCUCCUACGAAGACCUUAUCAACAAGCUCCAGACUACCGUUCCUCCACAAGGCUUCUCAUCAUUGACUGAAGAUGGACUUCUACGGCAUGCGCAGUUCAUUUGCGACCAAGUGGUGAGCUAUGACUCGGCGUCUGACAGCCAAGACCAGGAUGACGAGCUGCUCAUCACCACCGAAUGCAUGCGAGUUCUUGUGCAGUUGGCUGGUGUCACCCUAGGAGAGAGACGUGCUAUGAGACGAUCUGAACAAAAAGAAGUGAAACAGAAAAAUAAAGAGUUCACCAAAGCUACUACCACGGAUCUAGUCAGAGAUGUUUUCGAAUCUUUGUUCGAAAAUCAACUUGAUGCCAACUCUAACAUCAAGCUGAAACAGAGGAGACUGCGGUGCGGCGUGUGCGAAGCGUGCCAGCAGCCUGACUGCGGCACUUGUGCGAGCUGCCUGGACAUGGUGAAGUUCGGCGGUUCGGGUCGCAGCAAGCAGUCGUGCGUCGGCCGAAGGUGCCCGAACAAGGCCGUACAGGAGGCCAACGACGACAGCUCUGACAGUGAGGAGUCCGCCAUUCAGCAGUCGGCUGCUGCGGCGCCGCUUGUCCCAACUGCGCCGCGAACAACCAUUCGACCCAAGUGCAACCGGUCGGUCGAAUGGCUCGGUCAAGCCUCUCACCGCACCAACAAGAAGACGUUCUACAGCAGGGUGCUGGUUGGAGAGCAGGAGAUAAUGCGGGGCGAUGCCGUACUUGUGGACCCCAACGCCCCGGGGGUUCCUAUGCUCAUAGGCAUUGUUAUGUUUAUGUGGCAAGACAAAGUCUCGGAAGAAGAGCUCUUCCAUGCUCAGUGGUUUUGUCGGGCAUCAGACUCAGUGCUCGGCGAAACCGCUGAAACUCAAGAGCUAUUCCUGCUGUAUGAGUGUGGUGACGUUCCAAUUAUGUCUAUCUCUGACAAAGUAACUGUGCAUAGGAUCGUACCAUCCUCAGAAAUGAUGCCUGGUUAUAAAUAUGAUGAGAAGACUUUCUUCUAUAAAAUGAGGUACAGUCCAGUGAAUUGUAGGUUCGAGUCAUUGGAAGCGGAGCCUCUAUGUGACGACCAACAGGAAAAUUACCGAUUCUGCAAUUCAUGUGAUAAGCUCAAGAGGGAAGAGAAGAGAAAAACUCCAUGUGUGGAAGAGAAGCUAGAAAUUCAACAAUCAUCGAAACAAAUUAACUAUGGAGUUGUUAGGUGGCUUGAUGAAGAGUAUAGAGUGGGCUCAUCAGUAUUUUUGAAACCUGGUACAUUCAAAUUUAAAAAUCAGCUGAAGUUUUCACAACAGAAGAAGGACAUUUCAAUCAAAGAGGUUGAUGAAAACUUGUAUCCCGAAUUCUACAGGAAAACGUCGGACUAUGUGAAGGGCUGCAAUGAUGCCACCCCAGAGCCAUUCAACAUUGGAUUCAUAUCCGCGAUCAUGGCCAAAGAGGAUGGAUCAGAUAUACUCAUCACGGUCCACAAGAUGUAUCGACCAGAGAAUACACACAAAGGCGCCGACUUUGUUCAUCAAGCCGACCUCAAUCUGCUCUAUUGGUCUGAUGAAAAAAUCAACGUUGAUUUUAGUCAAGUGACUGGAAAAUGUUACAUUUGCUACAACGAAAAUUUUGACUGCAGUGAGGAUGAAUGGACUAGAGGAGGUCCUCACAGAUUCUACUUCAAUCAAGCCUACGACAGUUCAAGCAAGACAUUCAAUGACCCUCCAUCUUCAGCCAUGAACUUGGGAUCCAAAGGAAAGGGAAAAGGGAAAGGCAAGGGGAAAAGCAGUGUCAAACUGAGUGAGAAAAGAGGUGACAGUGUCCUGCCCUGGCCACAAAUUUCUAAACCUCUCAAGUGUUUGGAUGUUUUUGCAGGCUGUGGUGGACUCUCAGAAGGCCUGCAUCAAGCUGGCAUUGCCAAGACGUGUUGGGCGAUUGAAAAAGACCUGACAGCGGCUAAUGCUUUCCGCCUCAACAAUACUGACACGGUAGUCUUCACAGAGGACUGCAAUGAUAUUUUGAAAAUGGUUAUGGAUGGCCAAUCAAAAUCGUCCAAUGGACAAUCAUUACCUCUGAAAGGCGAAGUUGAGCUGCUUUGUGGUGGGCCUCCUUGCCAAGGCUUCAGUGGCAUGAACCGUUUCAACUCCAGACAGUACACACUUUUCAAAAACUCCCUCAUUGUCUCUUAUCUUUCCUACUGUGACUAUUAUCGUCCUAGAUUUUUUGUAUUGGAAAAUGUCAGGAAUUUUGUGUCUUUUAAAAAAAGUAUGGUAUUGAAGCUUUCGUUGAGUUGUCUAAUUCGUAUGGGCUAUCAAUGCACUUUUGGAAUUUUGCAAGCUGGAAACUAUGGGGUACCUCAAACGAGACGAAGGGCUAUUAUUUUAGCUGCGGCACCAGGAGAAAUCCUUCCAACGUUUCCUGAGCCCACACAUUCGUUUUCGCCAAAGGCUACACACUUGACAGUUAAUGUUGACAAUAGAACGUAUGUGUCGAAUUGUCGGUGGGUUGAAUCGGCACCCAGAAGGACAAUCACUGUGAGAGAUGCCAUGUCAGACUUGCCUGAAAUCACCAAUGGCGCCGAUGUACAGGAGAUGUCGUACAAUUUGGAGCCUCAAUCGCAUUUUCAACGACUCGUCAGAGGCGACCAGUAUCAACCAGUUUUGUUGGAUCACAUCUGCAAAGAGAUGUCGCCUCUGGUGGUGGCAAGAAUGGAGCACAUUCCAACCAAACCAGGCUCUGAUUGGAGGGAUCUGCCCAAUAUUGAAGUAAAGUUGUCAACCGGUGUGAUGACACAAAAGCUGCGGUAUUUGCAUAACGACAAAAAGAACGGCAAGUCAUCUAGUGGUGCGCUGCGUGGGGUUUGCGCAUGCGCCACUGGAAGUGCAUGUGAUCCCAUGGACAGACAGUUCAACACUUUGAUUCCGUGGUGCUUGCCACACACUAGCAACCGACACAACCAUUGGGCCGGACUGUACGGCCGUCUCGAGUGGGAUGGCUUCUUCAGCACGACAAUCACCAACCCCGAGCCGAUGGGCAAACAGGGCCGAGUGCUGCAUCCUCAGGAGAAGCGAGUGGUCAGUGUGAGGGAGUGCGCACGCUCGCAGGGCUUCUCCGACACCUACCGCUUCUAUGGCUCUGUGCUCGACAAGCACCGGCAAAUUGGCAACGCUGUCCCCCCUCCCAUGGGCGCUGCUAUCGGCUACGAGAUUCGAAAGUGUGUUGCUCUUGCCGAGUCUCAACUCAGUACUUCCAACAAAAUGGACGUCACCGAAACCUAAACAAUUCUACUCAACAUGAUUAUUCCACAGUUGUAUACAACUGAUAUUUGAGAAUUAACAACUCUACAUAUUGAAUACCUUUAGCUUUAUUAAUUUGAAGCCAGCUCAGUAGAGGGCUUAUUAUUUGAAAGUCGCCUCUAUUGGGUGGAUAGGUUUUUUAUCUGUAUUCCUGUUAUUUUAAUUACAGCUAUUGAUGAAAACAAAUAUAACUCUUCCCACAUCAGUACAACUGAUGUUAGUUAAUAUUGGCAAGUGAAUAAUUUUACAUUCAAUCACUUGCACUUAUUUUAUGUUUUAUUCAUAUGACAAGGUAACUCAAUUGAUUUGUUUUAGACCUGGAAAUUUACUCGUCAAAUUUGAACAAUAGUAUUUGUAUUUCAAUGUUGAUGAUUUUAUUGGAGGAUUUAUUCUAAUUAGACUAAUAGUAGGUUUGUUUUAUUGAAGAAUUUAUUCUAAUUAUGUAGCCUAUUUUCAUGAAAAAUAUCAAUAGAAUAAUUGAAUUGUCAGUUUUGUUAUUUGAAUUUGAAAGAGUACAAGAUAAUAUUUCCAUUCUUUUUUUAUAUUUUUAACCUUCUUUCAAAAUCUUCUCAUGUUGAGAUAAAAUUUUAUCAAAUAUUUACUAGUAGUAUUCAAUUAGAAUAGUUAGUGAAAUAGUGGCAACAUUGUAAAUUUAUAUCAAUUUGAAUUAUGAAACUAUUUUCUAAUCGAUAACGUUUCUUCUAAUUGUUCUUACUUGAAUUAUUUCUAAAAAAAACUUUUUUAAUUGAAUAUUUAUUUUUUUCAUUGACAAUUACAGAUCAUAAUUAUAAUAAAUAUAAUAUGAUUGGGACAAGACAACAGGCAUAGCCCAAAACUGUCUUCUCCCAAAUUUUAACAAAUAAAAGUUUCAAAAAAGAAUAAGGUUAAGAUUUCACUUUCACUUCAAAAAGUCCAAUUUCCACUUCAAACUAAUGACUAAACUAAAAAUUUUGAUAUUUAAAAACUGAUUAAAAACAAAAAUAUUCCACUCAAAUCUCUACAAAUUAGAAAUUUUUGAGUAAUUUUGCAAAAUUUUGAGCCAAAGAAACACAACUUCACGUGAAUACUAGUAUCCACGAAUUAGUAGAUCCGAAAACCUCAUGCUAAAUAUGAAAACUAGGUUAUUUCAGUGACAUUAAAAAAACUUGAAUCGAAAUUAAUUUUUCUCUAGGCUUUAGUAUUGGAUAAACUAACUUAAUUUGCCAUUAAAUUUCAUUUCAAUUGUUUUUUCAUUUUGUAUAUGCCAUAAUAGUUUGUAUAGUUUCAUUUUUUUAUUCCUAUUUAGUUACCUACCAUUUACCAAGAAAACGAUUGUAAAAUAAUCAUGUUUUAGACUAUGAGGAGCAUUGUACUGUAAAAUCACGCUUCCAAUCUCUAAUGCAUGCAAACUUCAUUGAAUGUGGCUCCGUCCACUUAGAGGGAUUUGAUUUUCAUCGCCUUGUAUUUGAGCAAUUCACUCUGUCAAGUGCCUUAGAAGUGUAAUAAAUGUGAUGUAACUGCAAGAUGAGUUAAAGUUCAUAACUGACCUGAACUUCAUGAAUUUGUUACUUUUUUACAUUAUUACUGUUUGACAUUUUUAUGAAUAAACAUAUUUUUUCACUCUGAA
Nilaparvata lugens (brown planthopper) is the source of this 6142-nucleotide messenger RNA. RefSeq names its product DNA (cytosine-5)-methyltransferase PliMCI. NCBI's taxonomy places the organism in Eukaryota, Metazoa, Arthropoda, Insecta, Hemiptera, Delphacidae. The record is from RefSeq and is a predicted model, not a curated record. Gene Ontology annotation, molecular function: DNA binding; chromatin binding; DNA (cytosine-5-)-methyltransferase activity. Gene Ontology annotation, cellular component: nucleus. Bases 205 to 4518 code for a protein of 1437 amino acids. The transcript is spliced from 15 exons.